GUGUGGACCUGGCCUGCUGCGGCCUCGGCGAGGACGCUGCGCGGCCGGUCGCGGGGCUGCCGGCUGUUCCGCGCUGGCCGGCGCGGCCCUUGGCUUCCAGCAGGCAACAGCUUUGAAGUGUGGAGUGGGAAAGGAGCAGUGUGUGCUGUAAAAGCUCGUUUACUUCAACAGAAAAUUAAUUGUUGAAAAAGCCAGUAUGGCUACAGGAGGAGGCCCUUUUGAGGAAGGCAUGAAUGCCCCGGACUUAGCAAACUGGAGCAACGAGAUUGUUGAUGACCGGCUCAAUAAUAUGGACUGGAGUGGCCAGCAGAAGAAGGCAAAUAGAUCAUCAGAAAAGAAUAAGAAGAAGUUUGGUGUGGAAAGUGAUAAGAGGGUAACUAACGAGAUCUCCCCGGAGUCGUCACCAGGAGCCGGACGGCGAAGAGCCAAGACUCCACACACGUUCCCACACAGCAGAUACGUGACUCAGGUGUCUGCCCCAGAGCAGGCAGAACUGGAGAGACUUAAACAGCGGAUGAACUUCAGCGACUUAGAUCAGAGAAGCAUUGGGAGUGACUCUCAAGGGAGAGCAACAGCCGCCAACAACAAACGUCAGCUGAGUGAGAGCCGAAAGCCCUUCAACUUUCUGCCUAUGCAGAUUAACACGAACAAGAGCCAAGACGUUGCCCCAAGUCCUCAGAAGAGAGAAGCCGUCGGAUCAGCACAGUGCAAGGAGUUGUUUGCUUCUGCCUUAAGUAACGACCUUUUGCAGAACUGUCAAGUGUCUGAAGAAGAUGGGAGAGGAGAGCCCGCCAUGGAGAGCAGCCAGAUUGUAAGCAGGCUUGUUCAAAUUCGUGACUAUAUUACUAAGGCUAGUUCCAUGAGGGAAGAUCUUGUAGAAAAAAAUGAAAGAUCUGCUAACGUUGAGCGCCUGACUCAUCUUAUAGAUCACCUUAAAGAACAAGAAAAGUCAUACAUGAGAUUCCUCCAAAAAAUCCUUGCUAGAGAAAAUGAGGAGGAGGCUGUUCGGACUGUAGAGUCAGCUGUGGGAUCUGGCUCUGUGGCUGGGAGCACAUCGCUACACAUAGAUGUGCGGUCUGAAGCUUCAGACACCACGGUAAAAUCGCCUGAGACCAGUAGAACUAGAUGGUGCCCGGCUACAACCGAAGACAGUCCUGUCAGGGACCACAACAGAGAACCUCUGAGGGAGCAGGAGAGCAGUGGGAUACAGACCCCAAGUUCUCAUAAAAAGACCAGACUUAAUGGUCUGACUGAGACUAGAAGGACCCCGGUGGUCAUGGCCCCCAAACCUUCUGUUGGCCCAGGACAGGAACCAUUCCCAAAGCGAAUUCUUCAGACGGGGAUUGGACUGGACAGUGCGAUAGAAAAUGAAACUGGUGAGGCCAGGGACCCUCAGCAGGAGCCUAUGGAGGAGAUCGAGAAUCUGAAGAAGCAGCACGAUUUGUUAAAAAGGAUGUUGCAGCAGCAGGAACAGCUGCGAGCUCUGCAGGGACGCCAGGCUGCCCUCCUGAGUCUGCAGCACAAAGCGGAGCAGGCUGUGGCUGUGAUGGAUGAUUCUGAAAAGGCUGCAGGGACCACCUCUGACCAUCCCACUGUACCGGGCAGACAGCCAGCUCGCUCUCCUUUAAGAGUUGGAACAGAAGCUACAGGUAGUCUAUCAGGAAUCAGCAUAACAUCUGAGUUAAAUGAAGAAUUAAAUGAUUUGAUUCAGCGUUUUCAUAAUCAGCUUCGUGAUUCUCAGCCUCCGUCUGCUCCAGACAAUAGAAGACAGGCAGAAAGUCUUUCAUUAACGAGGGAGGUUUCCCAGAGCAGGAAUCCGUCCGUUUCAGAACACUUACCUGAUGAGAAAGUCCAGCUUUUUAGCAAAAUGAGAGUGCUACAGGAAAAGAAACAAAAAAUGGACAAAUUGCUUGGAGAGCUUCACACACUUCGAGAUCAGCAUCUGAACAAUUCUUCAUUUAUGCCUUCCUCAGCCUCCCCUCAAAGGAGUGUGGAUCAGAGAAGUACAUCUUCCGCUCCGUCUGCUCCCGGAGGCUUAUCAGCCAUCGUCAAUGGUGAACCCAGUAGCCUCACGUCAUCUGUUCCGCAUCUGACUGCUGCCCUUGUUUCUCAGAAUGAAAGUGAAAACGAAGGCCAUCUAAACCCAACUGAGAAGCUCCAGAAGUUAAAUGAAGUUCGAAAGAGAUUGAACGAACUAAGAGAAUUAGUUCAUUAUUAUGAGCAGACAUCAGAUAUGGUGACAGAUGCUGUAAACGAAAACACGAAGGAUGAAGAAACUGAGGAGUCAGACUCUGAUUCUGAGCCCGUCACAAACAUUCGUAAUCCACAAGUAGCUGCCACCUGGAAUGAAGUAAAUAGUAAUACGAAUGCACAGUGCUUUUCUAAUAACAAAGAUGGGCGAGCAGUUCAUUCCAACUGUGAGAUUAACAACAGAUGUGCCGCCAACAUAAGAGCUCUGAACCUGCCUUCUUCCUCAGACUGUCGAUACAACAGAGAAGGAGAACAUGGCGUUCACCUCGCACAAGGUGAGGAGGAUGAGGAGGAAGAGGAAGACGCAGAGGAGGAGGGAGCCAGUGGAGCGUCCUUGUCCAGUCAUAGGAGCAGUCUGGUUGAGGAGGCUCCAGAAGAUGCAGAAUUUGAACAGAAGAUCAACAGACUUAUGGCAGCAAAACAGAAACUUAGGCAGUUACAAGAUCUCGUUGCUAUGGUGCAGGGUGAUGACGCGGAGGAAGGAGCUAUCUCAGCCAAUACCACCAACUUGGGUGAUUUCUACCCAGCGGAAGAAGACACUAAACACAAUCCAAAUAACACUAGAGGAAAUGCCCACAAAACACAGAAGGGCGCCGGAGCAAAUGAAAAGGAAAGAGAGAAAUUUUAUGAGGCUAAACUUCAGCAGCAGCAGAGAGAGCUCAAACAGUUGCAGGAAGAAAGAAAGAAACUGAUUGAGAUUCAAGAGAAAAUUCAGGCCUUGCAAAAGGCGUGUCCUGAUCUGCAGCUCUCAGCCACUAGUGUGGGUAAUUGUCCCACAAAAAAUUAUCUGCCAGCUGUUACUUCAACACCAACUGUUCGUGAAAAUGAAACUACUACAAGCAAAUCUGUGUCUGAGCCUGAAGAGUCUUCAGUAGGAGAUAACGAGCUGUGGACAGAAAUGCGAAGACAUGAAAUGUUGAGGGAAGAGCUGCGGCAGAGAAGAAAGCAGCUGGAAGCGCUCAUGGCUGAGCAUCAGAGGAGGCAAGGCCUGGCUGAAACUGCAUCUCCGCUUGCUGUUUCAGUCAGAAGCGAUGGAUCUGAGAACCUGUGUACUCCUCAGCAAAGUAGAACAGAAAAAACGAUGGCCACCUGGGGAGGUUCUUCGCAGUGUGCCCUGGAUGAGGAGGAAGGCGAUGAAGGUGGUUACCUUUCUGAAGGAAUCGUUCGGACGGAUGAAGAGGAGGAAGAAGAGCAAGAUGCCAGUUCCAAUGACAGCUUCUCCAUGUAUCCUCCUAACGGCGUGAAUCAUAAUUCCUGUAAUGUAAAGGAAACAAAAAACAGGUGGAAGAACAAUCGUCCCUUUUCAGCAGAUGGAAAUUACCGUCCUUUAGCCAAGACAAGGCAACAGAAUGUCAGCCUGCAGCGUCAGGAGAACCUGCGCUGGGUGUCGGAGCUCUCUUACGUAGAAGAGAAGGAACAGUGGCAAGAACAAAUCAACCAGCUAAAGAAACAGCUUGAUUUCAGUGUCAGUAUCUGUCAGACACUGAUGCAAGAUCAGCAGGCUCUGUCCUGUCUCCUACAGACUCUUCUCACGGGUCCCUACAGUGUGAUGCCCAGUAACGUCGCGUCUCCCCAGGUGCACCUUAUCAUGCACCAGCUGAACCAGUGCUACACUCAGCUGACGUGGCAGCAGAAUAACGUUCAGAGGUUGAGACAAAUGUUGAAUGAACUUAUGCGCCAGCAAAACCAGCAUCCCGAGAAGCCUGGCGGCAAGGAACAAGGCAGCAGUGCAUCACAGCCCCCUUCUCCCGGCGUGUUCUGUCCCUUCAGCUUUCCCACACAGCCUGUAAACCUCUUUUCCCUGCCUGGAUUUACUAAUUUUUCAUCGUUUACACCAGGUAUGAAUUUCAGCCCUUUAUUCCCUUCUAAUUUUGGAGAUUUUUCUCAGAAUAUUUCUGCACCCACUGAACAGCAGCAACCAUUAGCCCAGAACCCUUCAGGGAAAACAGAAUAUAUGGCUUUUCCAAAGCCGUUUGAAAGCAGUUCUUCUAUUGGAGCAGAAAAACAAAGGAAUCAAAAACAGCCUGAAGAGGAGGUGGAAAACAGUAGGCCGCCGUGGUUAUAUGACCAAGAAGGCGAAGGAGAGAAACCAUUUAUUAAUGCUGGCUUUGCAGCGUCUGUAGAGAAGAGUGCAAGCGGUCAUCGCAGAGGUCACGUGGACGCUGACAGGAGGAGACGCCAGUUUGAUGAAGAGUCACUGGCAAGCUUGAGCAGUAUGCCGGAUGCGGUAGACCCAACAGCCGUAACCAAAGCCUUCAAGACGAGAAAAGUGGCCGCACAGGCCAGCCUGGCCUCGAAAGACAGAACUCCCAAAUCAAAGAGUAAGAGAAGGAAUUCCACUCAGCUGAAAAGCAGAGUCCAAAAUGUUGGGUAUGAAAGCGCCAGCGUGUCUAGCACAUGCGAACCUUGCAAAAGUAGGAACAGACAUUCAGCCCAGACUGAAGAGCCUGUUCAGGCAAAAGUAUUCAGAAAGAGUCACGAGCAGCUGGAAAAAAUAAUAAAAUACAAUAGGUCGACAGAAAUAUCUUCAGCACCUGCUAGGAGAAUACCUCAGCAGGCUAACAGCAAUGCAUGCGAGGAAGCGCCAGAAACUGGGAGUGAUUUUUCCCUGUUUGAAGCCUUGCGGGAUACUAUUUAUUCUGAAGUAGCAACGUUAAUUUCUCAAAAUGAGUCUCGUCCACAUUUCCUUAUUGAACUCUUCCAUGAGCUUCAGCUACUCAACACAGACUACCUGAGACAGAGAGCCUUAUACGCAUUGCAGGACCUAGUAUCCAGACAUGUUUCUGAGAGCCAUGAAAAGGAAGACGAGCAGGUGAAGUCGGUGAAUUCUGGCACUUGGAUAGCAUCAAACUCAGAACUUACUCCCAGUGAGAGCCUUGCUACCACUGAUGAUGAAACCUUUGAGAAGAACUUUGAGAGAGAAACACAUAAAAUCAGUGAACAAAAUGAUGCUGACAACGCUAGCGUCAUGUCUGUAUCUUCAAAUUUUGAACCUUUUGCAACAGAUGAUCUAGGCAACACUGUGAUUCACUUAGAUCAGGCGUUAGUCAGAAUGAGGGAGUAUGAACGGAUGAAGACUGAGGCUGAAAGCACCCCGAGUAGAAGAUGCACCUGCAGGAUGAUUGAGGACGAAGACGGUGCUGCCGCCGCUGCUGCAGGUGGUAACUUAGAAGAAACUCCCAUUAUUGAAAAUCAAAGUUUACAACAACCUGUAAGUGACGUUUCCAACGUCCCUUGUCCUAGAAUUAAUACUCAACAACUGGACCGGCAAAUUAAAGCAAUUAUGAAAGAAGUCAUUCCUUUUUUAAAGGGGCACAUGGAUGAAGUGUGUUCCUCUCAGCUCCUCACUGCAGUGAGGCGCAUGGUUUUGACCCUGACCCAGCAAAAUGAUGAGAGCAAAGAGUUUGUCAAGUUCUUUCAUAAACAACUUGGAAGUAUUUUACAGGAUUCACUGGCAAAAUUUGCUGGCAGAAAACUGAAGGACUGUGGAGAGGAUCUGCUUGUUGAGAUAUCUGAAGUGUUGUUUAAUGAACUGGCUUUCUUUAAGCUCAUGCAAGAUUUGGAUAAUAACAGUAUAACUGUUAAACAGAGAUGCCAAAGGAAAAUAGAAGCAGCUGCAGUGAUACAGUCUUAUGCCAAAGAGGCCAAAAGGAUUCUUGAAGGAGAUCAUGGCUCACCUGCUGGAGAGAUUGAUGAUGAAGACAAAGACAAGGACGAGACCGAGAUACCCAAGCAGACUCAGACGUCUGAGGUACGCGGCGGCGAAGGCCCCAAAAAUGUGACAUCUGAUGCUUCUGACCAAGAGGAAGAAGAAGAAAGUGGAGGAUGUCCAGUGUCGAUUAAUUUGUCUAAAGCUGAAACUCAGGCUUUGACUAAUUAUGGAAGUGGAGAAGAUGAGAAUGAGGAUGAAGAAAUAGAAGAAUUUGAAGAGGGGCCUGUAGAUGUCCAGACUUCACUUCAGGCCACCACUGAGACUACAGAGGAAAAUGACCCCGACCAGGUUCUGCAGCACGACUUUGAAAAAACAGCAGAAAGCAGAAAUGUCCCAUUGGAACAAGAACCCACUGCUACUAAAGAUGACGAGGAUAGCACUCCUGUGAAACCCUGUUACCUCAGUAUCGUGGAAAAUGAGCAACCUCUAAGUAGCGCUGCCUGUGAGGACUCCCUGGCUACCACCGACUCAUCGAAACAGCCUGAUCCUUUGCCGUUACCGCUGACUGAAAUUGAAACCUUGGUGCCUAGAGUCAAAGAAGUGAAAUCUGCGCAGGAAACUCCCGAGAGCUCCCUGGCUGGCAGUCCUGACACCGAGUCGCCUGUGCUAGUGAAUGACUACGAAGCAGAAUCUGGUAACAUAAGUCAAAAAUCUGAUGAAGAAGACUUUGUGAAAGUUGAAGAUUUACCACUUAAACUGACAAUAUAUUCAGAGGCAGACCUGAGGAAGAAAAUGGUAGAAGAGGAACAGAACAACCAUUUGCCUGGGGAAAUAGGAUGUGAGACACAAACCGAAGAGUUAGCUGGGAAUCCUCAGAGGCUGAAAGAACCUGAAACAGUGGGAGCCCACAGUAUAUGAGAUGUCUUCAGAAGCUUAUCUAACUGUCUUCACAUAGUCAAUGCAUAUAGGAAAAUGGCACUAAAUAAACAUCUGUUCUGAUCUGUAUAAAACUGUUAAUUAGUUGGACACUGCAUUUUUGAUAGAUGUACUAAUUUCUGCCCAUGGCAGUUUAAAACAUCAGAAAUUGAAUUCUGUAGAUUCAAGCCUUGAAACACACUGUGUUUUUCUUUAAUUUGCUUUUUUUUCUCUUCUUUCUUGUCUUAAUCUUUUUACCUCCGUUGUGAUGUUCGGUAACGUUAAAUUUAAAAUGUAGUUUUAAAUAAAGUUUGGACUUGUCCGUAAAGUAUCUUUUUGGGAAGUUCUAUACAGCAAGUAUUCUAUACAGCAAGUCACUGUUGUGUGUAAUGAGGGUGUUCAGAGAAGAGCAGUGGUAAAGAGUCAGGAGUGAGAGAUAUUUCCUAUUUAUUAUAAAGCCCAGCCACUGACCUUUUUCCUUAGGCCAGGCUUCCGGCUAAUGCCAGUGCUGCUGCUGUCAGGCCUGCUGUUCUUUUCAACAUCUGCAUGUCCUAUUCCUGUGCAAGAAUAGGGCAGGUGAUAAAGGUAUCCAGGAUGUCUCUGAGGUUAUUGUAGAAUAUAUAUAUAUAUAAACUCUAUUUAGAUUGGGUAAAAAGUUUCCAGUACAUGUCCAUAGUACCUAGAACUUAAAUAAUUGCUAGAUAAAUAUUAAUAUUUUCCAGAAUUUCAUUUCCUAUGUCGCUUUAGACUUAAAAAAGAAAAAAAAGCUUUAUAUAAUUAGUAAGCAUUUCUGCAUAGACAAGUAACAUUGUGAAUAAUUUUAAAUGAAAAAUCAAAUUCUUUCAAGUAGGGAUUAACAGAACUAAAUUUAUAUACCAGAGCAGUAAGGUUCUGUAUUCCUUCAGGCAAACUUUUCCCUUUUAAGAUGAUAAUUUAAGACCAAAGCACAGCAGCUGCUUCUCGACUAGUAAGCGAGAGCAGGUUUACAGAUGAUGUAUUCAGUAAAGAGAGUCUACCUGACUUCUUCCUCACGAAGUAGAUCAGCUUUUAAAAGGUGGUUUACACCCCACACUUGCCAUAUACUCACUCAGUAAGGCUCCAUAGACCCGGUUACUAGAUCAACCUUAUGGAUUCCUCCUUGAAUAAAAUAUAAAGAAUUAGUUACAAGUCUUUUAAAUUUGGUUACAAUUAACUGAAAUACCCCAUAGGAAAAGAAUGUGGUUAGUAUUCCCUUAAAAUACUUACUCGAUACCUCUGUGUGAAACUAUGGCCAGUCAGGAAUAUUAAAUGAAGAUUUCCCUAGGAGGACAUUUACUAAAAAAUAUCACUAGUUAAUUUAAAUUAGGUAAGACAUACCUCCAGAUUUAAUAAAACCUCUUCAGAAAAUAACCAUUCCAAAAUCAAGAAUUCUUAUCCAGUUGGCCUUACUUCAGGGAAGUUGAAACAGUAGGUUGCAUUGUUAUGUGUCCCCAGAUUCUGUAUUAGUUUUCUAGACUCUAAGGAGGAAAAAGGGGAAAGCUUCAUUUUGGCACUCAAGCCAAGCCUUACAAAUAUUGUGGCCGUCUCUCUCUGCAUGCGUAUUAAAGGUAGAUACGGUGGAAGACUUGUACGUACAUCUUAGUUGUACAUCUUAGUCAUCAGUGUCUUAUCUAUGAGCCUUAUCAGAAUUGCUUAUUUGACUUGUUACAGCUGCUGUUAUCUAGUCUCGUCUUUUCCUUUUUCAGCAGAUGAUUUUCUUUUAAAAUGCCUAUGACUUGGGUGCAGAUAACUUGUUUAAUAUGUUUUCCCUAGUAAUUAAUUGCUAAAACUGUCAGGCAUUAAAUGUUCUUGUGUGCCUUUAUUUUUUUUUAAGUUAAAAAUUUGGUUAGAGGUAAAGGGAGAAACGGUCAAAAUGAGUGAGAGAGAACCCUGAGCAGGUGAGACCAUGCCUGACUAGAGCUAUCCAGGCUGCGGCUGCGCUCUUCGUAUUUUGUAAACAUUGACCUUGGACAAACUGCUUUUUCACUGUUAAUAAAUGUAUACCCUGCGUAUAA
This is a messenger RNA of Loxodonta africana (African savanna elephant), 8850 nucleotides long. RefSeq names its product pericentriolar material 1 (gene PCM1). Gene Ontology annotation, biological process: microtubule anchoring at centrosome; cilium assembly; protein localization to centrosome. The coding region runs from base 197 to 6820 and encodes 2207 amino acids. The record is from RefSeq and is a predicted model, not a curated record. NCBI's taxonomy places the organism in Eukaryota, Metazoa, Chordata, Mammalia, Proboscidea, Elephantidae. Gene Ontology annotation, cellular component: centriolar satellite; ciliary basal body; centrosome. The transcript has 43 exons.